CUUUCGUGCUCGCCAAACAUCACCAAGUAAGAUGGCAAUUCGUUUCAUGACAAAUAAAGCUUUUGAUGUUUUCAUUAAUCAUAGAGGCAUUGACACCAAGAGAACUAUAGCAACCUUACUCUACGAUCACCUUUCACGACUAAACCUACAACCUUUCUUGGACAACAAGAAUAUGAAACCAGGAGAUAAGUUGUUCGACAACAUCGAUAACGCGAUAAGGAAUUGUAAGGUUGGUGUUACUGUUUUCUCACCAAAUUAUUGCCAGUCCUACUUCUGCCUUCAUGAAUUAGCUCUUAUUAUGGAGUCUAAGAAGAAGGUCAUUCCCAUCUUUUGCGACAUUAAACCUUCACAACUUCGUGUUGAGAACAAUAAAGUUCCAGCGAAGGAUUUCCAAAGGUUCAAAUUAGCUCUUGAGCAAGCAAAAUAUACCGUAGGGCUUACGUUCGACUCUUUAAAAGGAAAUUGGUCGGAUGUGGUGACAAGUGCUUCAGAAAUUGUGAUCGAAAGCUUGAUUGAGAUGGAAAGUGAGGAGCAGAUGUUUAAGAGAUUGGAUUGA
Messenger RNA from Durio zibethinus, 556 nucleotides. Its product is annotated as putative 2' cyclic ADP-D-ribose synthase BdTIR. Lineage: Eukaryota; Viridiplantae; Streptophyta; Magnoliopsida; Malvales; Malvaceae. The record is from RefSeq and is a predicted model, not a curated record. Gene Ontology annotation, biological process: signal transduction.